This is a messenger RNA of Empidonax traillii (willow flycatcher), 2280 nucleotides long. It is a transcript of the gene ZDHHC1, whose product is annotated as zinc finger DHHC-type containing 1. The transcript has 13 exons. NCBI's taxonomy places the organism in Eukaryota, Metazoa, Chordata, Aves, Passeriformes, Tyrannidae. Gene Ontology annotation, cellular component: Golgi apparatus; endoplasmic reticulum. Gene Ontology annotation, molecular function: protein-cysteine S-palmitoyltransferase activity. Gene Ontology annotation, biological process: peptidyl-L-cysteine S-palmitoylation; protein targeting to membrane. The coding region runs from base 197 to 1660 and encodes 487 amino acids. The record is from RefSeq and is a predicted model, not a curated record.
GGCUCCGGGAGCGGCCGCGGAGGCCUCGCCCGCGGGCCCCGCGCCCUGCCCGGGCAUGAGGCGGGGACGGGGACGCUGCCAACCGCUUCUGCGGGGAGAAGGGUCUCUGGGGGCCUCUUUCCCUAGCCAGGGUCUGAUGAGGAGAAAGGAAAAACCUGGGAAUUUCUUCAAAUGAUCUGAGCAGGUUUUGUAUCAGAUGAAUAUCUGCAACAAACCUCAUAACAAGAUCGCUCCGGAGGAUUUGGAUGAAGCUGUCCCCGAGGUGCAGGUGCAGCGUGCUCGAAGAAAUGGCUGGAGCUGGCCCCUGCACCUGUUCCAGGUUAUUGCCUGGCUGCUGUACCUCUUCUUCGCACUGGUUGGCUUCGGAAUCCUGGUUCCUCUGCUGCCCCGCCACUGGCUGCCCGCUGGCUACAUCGGGUCUGUAUGGACUAAGAAAUGUGCACCUAUGUCAGCAGGGUCAGAGUCUGUCUCCAUUGACCCUGCGGAUGCAAACGUGCGAGAAAAAAACUAUCUGGGGCCUCUGGCCACCUUCAAUCGUAACCAGCAUGCACAUGUCAUUGAAAACCAUCACUGCCAUGUCUGUGACGUGGAUGUGAGUGCCAAGUCAAAGCACUGUGGAACUUGCAACAAGUGUGUGUGUGGCUUUGAUCAUCACUGCAAAUGGCUCAACAACUGUGUGGGAGAGAGGAAUUACUGGCUCUUUUUGAACAGUGUUCUGUCUGCCAUCCUGGGCCUGGGGCUUCUGCUGCUCGUUGCUUUCUACGUCUUUGUGGAGUUCUUCGUCGACCCCACGAUGCUCCGCUCGGACCAGCACUUUGAUGCUCUAAGGAAUCACAUGGACCGCUGGCUUGUGUUUCUUCCUGCAUCUCCUGUUGAGACCAAGGCACCUGCCAUUUUGGUCACAGCUGGGAUUUUUAUUCUUCUGAGCCUGGUGACCGUGAUCCUGCUGGGCCACCUCUUGACCUUCCACAUUUAUCUCUUGUGGCACAAACUGACGACCUACGAGUACAUCCUGCAGCAGCGGCCCCAGCAAGAGGCAGAGAAAGUGGACAAGCAACAGGAGUCCUGCUCCUCCCAAGUGAGGCCCAGUCAGGAAGCAGACCUAUUGUCAGGUAACCCUGGCUAUACAGACCCUGGAAUACAAGCAGUGGAAUUCUCAACAGUAACUCCAGGAAAAGGCUUUCCCAAGCUCUAUGGCCACAGCAGAGGAGGUGACCCCGAGCAGAGCUCCUCCCCAGAGCCCCCAGCUCUCCUCUUUGCAGCCCCUUCUCAGCAACAGAAGAAAAGAAGAAAGAAGAUGCACAAAGGUUCUUCCUCAGCAAUGGACAGUGGAUCUAAAGAACAUGCUGCACCUCAGCCCUCGUUCCCAGAUCCCCACUCAGACAACCCCAGAGGGGACAGGAAGAAGAACCUGUAUUCUGAGCACAAGGUGAAAAGGAGAGGCUGCCAGCAGGACAGACACGUGGAACAAGACCUGAAACUUUUCUCCAAGGUUCCUGAUGUGUUUGUGAGUAAGAGCAGUGGAGAACCUCUUGUCCCUCAGCUCCAGCCCAGGGAGAGCACAACCGAACCUGACCACAGAAAAUGCACCAGCAAGCAGCACGUGAGCAGACACCACCCCUGCUCCAAGGACAUAAGGACAAGCACCACAGCGGCCUAGGGAUCAGCCUUCCAAAGCCACAGCCUUUGGGAACGGUGUUAGCUUUGUGUAGAGGCCUGAGGGGCUCAUCCCUCACUCUGCAUGUGCUGUCAGGCUGCAGUGAGACACUUCUCACCCUCAGCCAAAGGCAAGAGGCAGCGAGGUGGCAAACCUAAGGUAGACCUGUUGCUCUUGAGAGAGUUCCAGUGCUUUCCUUGGGAAAGGGCUGAUCCCCCCUGGCCCUCUGCACACUGGAACUGCAGGGACUGCCCGGGAGACUGUGUGGGGAAGAACCAGGCUGCAUCUCUGCUCUUCCCUGCACCCUGAAAUCUGCAUUUCCCAUCUGCCUAAACCCUGUCAGUCUUUGGAUCAUGCUCAGAGGCUUCAGCAGGUGGUCAGGGAGUAACCUCAGGAUUGCCCCAUCCCUACACCGCUUUCCACUGUGCCCCCUCAAGCCAAGUCCACCACCAGCAUGUUCUCUGUAAGGCAAUUUAGUUCGACCUGCUCCCCCUUCCCAGCAGCCUGGGGUGCCCCACAGUGCAGCCUUCUCAUAGCAGAAGCUUUGGGAUACAGCAAGUCCUGAAACCUUUCCAUUUCCCGGGCUGCCAGAUCUGCGUUAGAGCCCAGCCAAGCCUUGGUUG